Messenger RNA from Silurus meridionalis, 2057 nucleotides. It is a transcript of the gene hoxb1b, whose product is annotated as homeobox B1b. Gene Ontology annotation, biological process: regulation of transcription by RNA polymerase II. The coding region runs from base 640 to 1563 and encodes 307 amino acids. The transcript is spliced from 2 exons. Gene Ontology annotation, cellular component: nucleus. The record is from RefSeq and is a predicted model, not a curated record. NCBI's taxonomy places the organism in Eukaryota, Metazoa, Chordata, Actinopteri, Siluriformes, Siluridae. Gene Ontology annotation, molecular function: RNA polymerase II cis-regulatory region sequence-specific DNA binding; DNA-binding transcription factor activity, RNA polymerase II-specific.
UUAUAUGCGAUUAAAAAAAUUAUUAAUUAUAGCUUGUUUCAAUCUUCGUGUGGUCAUUUAGUCGUUUGGAUACUAUAGAAAAAUAAAAUAUCAACAAAUAUCUUGGAUCUUUAAAUGCUUUGCUGGACAUGGUGCCUCUUGAAAGAUUAUCACUAAGUAAUCCUCCUCGAUUUUUUUAAAUCAAGGAAAUAAGUCUGUGAUUGAAAUGUUUACAUUUGGGCAGGAACUUUUGUGGAAGCACUGUUUAUCCACUAUUUAACCUUUAAUAGCCAUUGAUUGUUUAUUACCUUCCCAAAAAUCAGAUACAUUGUAAUGUCGUAAAACUUUUCUCAGUGCUGUGAUAGAAAAUUUCAUCAGGCAUACCCUGCAAGUCUGCGUUAUCUGAUUGAUGAGAAUGUGCCAUUCAUGUGUUUGUCAUGUAAAUACGAGUUCACUUGAUGGACACUCGCAACGCCCAAAUUACCGCUGUAGGUCACAGACUAUUGGUGGAUUUUUGGUCACAUGAUCUGUCACUCAGUUGAUAUGUAGCCCGACAGAACUUUUGAGGUUUGACAUACUGCUUAGAGGUGGUAGGGCACUGGGGUAACACGCCGAGGUUUAUUGACCCCCUUUAAAACAAUUACUGGUGGAGCAUUGAAAAUGAAUUCGUACUUAGAUUACACAGUUUACAGCCGUGGACCUAACCAUUUAAAUUCAAAAGUUGGAUGUUUCGGCCUGGAUCAAGAGUACAUGCAAAGUGCUUGUGGGAGCACUAACAGUUGCAUUGCUGAGGGGCGGCCAGUUGGAGGAAACUCGUUUACACCGUCGCUGCACGAAACUCAAGGCAUGAACUAUGCGCACCAGGCAUCCCAGUCAUGCCACAUUAAUCUGGAUCUUGUUACAACAGGCCAUCAAGUAAACUAUGGCAAGCAGAGCCGAUCUCACCUGGACUACAGCCAUCAGGCCAUUCUCAAUCAGGGUGAACAGCACAUGUAUUUGCCGUCCCCUGGCUUUUCUGUGCUGAACAUCGGGAACAACAGUGGGACAGCGGCCGAGUCUAGUUGCAGGCCAGAAGAAAUCACUGUGAGUCAAUAUCCAUCAUAUCCCUACGGAGAAAAAGAUCAACAGCACCAGUACGGGACGUACAGCAAAUAUUCCGGCCUCCAUAAUGACAGUGACAUAAAGAACAAUUCCAACCAAGCACAAACUUUCGACUGGAUGAAAGUUAAAAGGAACCCACCGAAAACAGUUAAAGUUACUGAAUACGGGAGCCAUGGACAGCAAAGUAUUAUUCGCACAAAUUUCACUACGAAGCAGCUCACCGAGCUGGAAAAGGAGUUCCACUUUAACAAAUACCUCACAAGGGCGCGGAGAGUCGAGGUGGCUGCUACACUCGAGCUGAACGAGACCCAGGUUAAAAUCUGGUUUCAGAAUCGCCGAAUGAAACAGAAGAAGCGCGAAAGAGAAGGAACAGUGCCAGUCAUGAAACGAGUAACAGACUGCGCAGCUGGACAAAACUCGAACAGCUCCACCAGCUCAUCUCCAGCUGCAUCUCCGAUCUCAGACUCUUCGAGUGGCAACUGAGGACCUUUAAUAGCAAACAUUCUCCAUAUUACAGUUCUAAAUAAUAAGCCAUAUUGUGCACCAUGGUGUCCUCCAAUUUAGCACGGCGUGUGAUGUGAAAUUAGAAAAGUGUUUUAUACGUGCAUUGUAAAAGAGCCUGCAUGUUUGUAUUGGUGUUGCUGAGGACGUCUACAUAACUUAUUUUUCUGUUACAGACCAAAUGUAAAAAAAAAAAUAAUAAUUUUGGUUUUUGUCACUUUUUCUUUUCUGCAUGGACAUUCUUACUUUUUCAUGAUGCAUGUUACUGCUUCGCAAAUGGCCAAAAAGUUUUAUUGGAUGUAUUUAACUAUGAUGCGAAGCUCAUUGUAACACAAUUUGGCUUUUUUGAAUGAGCAGUUUUAUUAUUUGCACUACAAAUGUACUUUUGGACUCUCGUGUUAUAUAUAUAGGAUCACAAUAUUCGUUUGACCUAUGAAGUAGUAAUAAAUAAAUAAAAUUGUUUUAUUUUUUCUGAA